UGAAUCAAGUAUCAGUUUCAAAAUCAAUAACUUAAGGUACAACAUGAAUCCUACUAUUUUCUUCAGUUGCCUAGUGCUUCUCUCGGGAUGUCUUCUUGGAAGCACAAAUGCCCAAAGCGACGAUGAAUUCAUCACUGAAAAAGAACGCCUACUUCAUGUGUAUGGUGAUUCUUCGAUAAAUGAAGCCACUCGGUUUAGGAAUGUCCCCGAUCUAGUCACUUUCUAUGAGAAAUACUCCACUCGCCUCGCAUUGUCACCCAAUUUCAAUGAUCGUGCCCAAGAUCUCUUGAGGAGGUAUAAAGAGGAAAACGCUCGUGCUGUUCAGGUGGAUGGUGUCCCGGCUCAAGGAGGAUUCUGGCUGCCCUUGGUGAAGCUUCUAAUUGUGCAGCUGGGCGUGGAACUCGCCACUGAGGGAAUCAAACGUGCUACAGCAUCUUAAGUC
Messenger RNA from Drosophila takahashii, 442 nucleotides. It is a transcript of the gene TotM, whose product is annotated as Turandot M. The record is from RefSeq and is a predicted model, not a curated record. Gene Ontology annotation, biological process: immune system process. NCBI's taxonomy places the organism in Eukaryota, Metazoa, Arthropoda, Insecta, Diptera, Drosophilidae.